Fonsecaea nubica is the source of this 1107-nucleotide messenger RNA. RefSeq names its product arsenical-resistance protein. Gene Ontology annotation, molecular function: antiporter activity; antimonite transmembrane transporter activity; arsenite transmembrane transporter activity. The record is from RefSeq and is a predicted model, not a curated record. Lineage: Eukaryota; Fungi; Ascomycota; Eurotiomycetes; Chaetothyriales; Herpotrichiellaceae. Gene Ontology annotation, cellular component: plasma membrane. The coding region runs from base 1 to 1107 and encodes 368 amino acids. Gene Ontology annotation, biological process: arsenite transport; antimonite transmembrane transport. The transcript is spliced from 3 exons.
AUGGACAUCCAGAACAAGGAGGCUGUACUGACUGCAGAAGUGUCUGCAGAAGUGUCACCGUCCGUUGCACCUCAAGAUCCUGAGCAACAGCUCGACAACGAACGCUUGCCCAGUGUUCACACCUCAGCCUUCAAGAGUCUCGGCAUUCUCGACCAGUUCCUCGCUCUAUGGAUCUUUCUGGCGAUGCUCACGGGUAUCUUGUUGGGCAAUUUUGUCCCCAGCACUGGUCCUGCCCUGCAGAGAGGCGAAUUUGUUGGCGUCUCAGUUCCUAUAGCCAUCGGGUUGCUGGUCAUGAUGUAUCCCAUUUUGUGCAAGGUCAGAUUUGAGACGCUGCAUCACUCCUUUCGCGAAAAGACCCUGUGGCUGGGUCUGGCCUGGGCUUUUCUGCCCGACGAGCCUGGUCUCCGCGAUGGGCUCAUUCUGGUCGGGAUUGCCAGAUGCAUCGCCAUGGUUCUGAUUUGGACUGGUUUGGCUGGUGGCGACAAUGAGUAUUGUGCUAUCCUGGUCGCCAUCAACUCUCUCCUACAGAUGGUUCUCUUCGCCCCUCUGGCGCUUCUCUUCAUCAACGUUAUCAGUCAGUCUUCCAAAGGCGUCAACGUGGACUAUGCGCCAGUCGCGAAGAGCGUCGGUGUCUUCCUCGGAAUACCUCUCGCCGCUGCCAUCGUCACCCGGUUUAGCCUUCGAAACCUGGUUGGCAAAGACUGGUACGAAGAACGAUUCCUGAAGUGGAUUGGACCUCUGUCAUUGAUCGGCCUCCUUUUCACAAUCAUUGUGCUUUUCGGGUCGCAAGGUCGUCGCGUGGUUCAUCAGAUUGUAUCCGUCGUGAGGGUUGCCGCUCCUCUCAUCGUGUAUUUUGCAGUCAUAUUCCUCUCCACGCUGGUGAUCACCAGGAGGCUCAAUAUUGGGUACAGACUAGCCUGCACCCAGAGCUUUACAGCGGCGAGCAACAACUUCGAACUGGCCAUUGCUGUAGCCAUUGCCACAUACGGCGUCAACAGUGAUCAAGCGCUUGCGGCGACUGUAGGUCCCCUUAUCGAGGUGCCAGUUCUUCUCGGGCUUGUUUAUGCAGUCAAGUGGUUCGGCAAGCGCAAAAAUUGGGCGGCAUAG